AUGAUACAGAAGAGCCAGCCGCUAAAGAACAUAGGCCGCUUAAGAUAUAGUACCAAUGGGAAUAGUUGGAAUAUUUUGGUAUCUGGCAUCAAUAAUAAUUCUGAACUGCGGACAGAGGACUCAGAAUUAGGACCAACAUUCGUUGUUAAAGAUAACAUUGUUACCAAAGAACAGACGCUGACAUGUGCAUCACAAAUGCUUUCAGACUACAAGAGUCCUUUUGAUGCUACUGUGGUAAAAUUAUUGAAGCAGAAUGGAUAUAAAAUGCUCGGAAAGUCAAAUUUGGACGAAUUUGGAAUGGGUGGAUCGACUACUCAUUCGUACUACGGUCCUACUAUUAAUCCGCGAUUCGAAGAAUGUGAGCAUAUCGUUGGUGGAUCUUCAGGUGGAUCUGCGGCCGCCGUUGCUUCCGGAUUGGCUGAUUUUGCCUUGGGCACUGAUACUGGUGGCUCUGUGAGGUUGCCCGCAAGUUAUUGUAAUGUAAUCGGCUUAAAACCCACGUAUGGCAGAAUAUCAAGAUGGGGUGUCACUUCAUAUGCUCAGACAUUGGACACUGUGGGAAUUUUCUCUAAAGAUUUUGAAUUACUUCGAAAGGUGUUUAAUUUAUUGGACGCUUAUGAUUCUAAAGAUCCCACUUCCUUGCCAACUGAUAUGCGCAAAAAAUACCAGCCUUUGAAUAAGAAGAAGCUUCAAAUAGGCAUACCACAAGAGAUGAUUUUAAGUGACAUUUCUCCAGAAGUAAAACAAGUGUGGCUAGAUGCAAUUGUUCGUCUCCAGGAGAAAGGACACACGAUACGAACGGUAUCACUUCCUUCUAUAAAGAAGCUGCUUCUGGCAUAUUACACUUUAGCAACUGCUGAAUGCGCUUCUAACCUUUCACGUUAUGAUGGCAUACGAUACGGCUAUACGACAGACUCGUCUCCAACUACGGUUCCAGCUUUGAUAUCUAAUAACAGGUCCAAGUCUCUUGGAGCAGAAGUUAAGCGAAGGAUUAUUUUAGGGAAUUACACCAUUUCCUCUGAGUCAGGUAACCAUUAUUUCAAAGCAACGGAAGUACGCCAGAAAUUAAGUCGUGAAUUCAAUGACAUAUUUAAUUUGUCGAAUUUAUUACAUGAAAGUGAAUAUAACAGGUCGCACAAUAAAAUAGAUGUCAUUGUUACACCGACAACUAUUAGCGGCCCUCCUAGCUUGAAAGAUUAUUUGGAUCAAGAGAAGAAAGAUUUUUUAAUAAGCUAUAUGAAUGAUAUUUUGGUUGUGCCUGCUUCCUUGGCAGGCUUACCUGCUAUAUCGAUUCCUUUCAAAGGUCAUGGCAUUCAAAUAAUUGGACAAUUCGGAGAUGAUCGUUUGGUCAUGGACUCUGCGGAAGCUCUUGUCACUUAA
This is a messenger RNA of Priceomyces carsonii, 1380 nucleotides long. Its product is annotated as glutamyl-tRNA(Gln) amidotransferase subunit. Gene Ontology annotation, molecular function: glutaminyl-tRNA synthase (glutamine-hydrolyzing) activity. The record is from RefSeq and is a predicted model, not a curated record. Gene Ontology annotation, biological process: glutaminyl-tRNAGln biosynthesis via transamidation; mitochondrial translation. The coding region runs from base 1 to 1380 and encodes 459 amino acids. NCBI's taxonomy places the organism in Eukaryota, Fungi, Ascomycota, Pichiomycetes, Serinales, Debaryomycetaceae. The transcript has a single exon. Gene Ontology annotation, cellular component: glutamyl-tRNA(Gln) amidotransferase complex; mitochondrion.